Messenger RNA from Mycena indigotica, 1152 nucleotides. RefSeq lists its product as uncharacterized. The transcript is spliced from 2 exons. The record is from RefSeq and is a predicted model, not a curated record. Lineage: Eukaryota; Fungi; Basidiomycota; Agaricomycetes; Agaricales; Mycenaceae. Bases 1 to 1152 code for a protein of 383 amino acids.
AUGUCAGGUUCCGAAAACCCAGUGCCAUUGACGGCGCCAGCGGUUGCAAUAGUCGAUGGGCAAGAGAACUCGGAUGUCGAAGAAGACGAUGGCAAAGAAGUCUUGUCCAGCGAACUUAUCAGCCUUGUCCAACAACUCCGGCGCCCCACAUCUCCCCUCGUCCAAGCCUUGAGCCCCCAAUUCUUCGUGACGCGCCACUCGCAAGCCUGCACACUGUGUGUUUCCACAAAGCAGGAAUGCAGCGCGGCCAACCGCAUUCGAUGCCAAUAUUGCAACACUCAACAUCGCGUAUGCUCGCGCUCGGAGAUAUUCAAUACCUGGGCUAUCCGUAAUAAAUUCGGUCUUUCGUGGCAGCGCGCAGAAGUGCUGUUGAAGCUGGGUGCGGGGAUGAUAUCAGGAAGGAUCCAGAAGACGGAGACAAUUUCCUCAGAUAUUGUCAAUGUGGAGUUCAGACGUGAGCCGAAAACCCAGCUUGAACAAGAGAAGAAACCUGGGCGACUCAUUACUUCAAAUCCCGGAGACGGCCCUACCGUUUCACUCCCGGAACCAGACGAGCAGCCGGUCGCUAUUCGACCUCCCACUCACACUCCCGCCAAACGUUUAGCGCCAGAGCCUAAAUUGACUCCCGUCGCUAAGCGUCCGAAAACGACUACCGCUCGUGCUUCAAUUAGCGCCAGCAGUACCCGCCCAAAACGAGCUCCAGCGGAAAAAAUAGAUAUACCCGUUGAGCUCCUCCGCCGCUCCCACCGAACGCAUGCUGGAGAGUCGAUAUCUUCUCCAGCGGCAACAACUUCAGAUCCUUUCCGACUCAACAACGACUACGCCAGUCGUUUGACCGCGACGGAAGCGCGCUUGGCGGCUCUCGAGGCUCGAGCUCCCCUUUCGCAGCAAGGAUCUCCUUCAAAAGGUCAUAUUGUCGGGGAACUUGAGAACGCUAUCCAAGAACUCUUUGCUGGCAACCUGCCGGGUGGCCUUCAACGACUUGUUGAACUGAAGGCGAGGUUCACGAAUGAGUCUGAUUCUGCCUCACCAUCGAUUACACCGUCCUCCAGUCGCAUUUCUCCCGCAAGCCACGCAUCUUCAUCCAUCGUACCUCGAUCUCCGACCCUAUUCUUCACCAAAAACCACGCGAUCGACUUCGGCGAGGAUUAA